AUGACAACACGGGGCGAUGUCGACAUGGCCGACGUGGGUGCAAAAAGGCAGGAUGCGCACGAUGACGCGGAUUUACUACAGACAACGCACAGCGACGCGUUCGCGUUCUCUGAUACUGAGAUGUUAGCCCUACAGCUCUACGACCAGCUCAAGGAACUGGAGCUGCAGCAGAGCCUCCUACAAGCGCAACAAGCAGGCACUGUAGCACAAGCGCAUGACUUGUCGGCGCUCCCAGAUGACUUGGUGGAGGAGCGCCUGACCAUAGCGCAGCGCGAGGCUAUGGAAGCGAAGACAGAGUACGAGAUCAGGAACAGAAUCACGCACAACGUACUGGUCAUGGAUCCGGUACGGAAAGCUGUCCAUGGGGGCGAGCGGACUCGAUUCGCCGAAAAGCGCCUGCUCCCACUCGUGACGGAAAACGACACAGUCGCCAUGACCCAUGGUGCUCAAACGGGCAGGCUUGCUUCUACCACACGUGCUCUGAGUGCAGCAGAACAAGGAAACAUGGUUGCGAACCAGAAGAACCGGGAGCUGGCACAGACCAUGCUUGCUUUGGCCGAAGAAAUGAAGGCGCAAUCAGUGCAGGAUAUCGAAGACGCGCAGCUGCGCAGCCAGGUGGAUGCUGCCGAGAAGCAGCUUGCAGAAUCGAGACGAAGAGUGAAGACGCUCAAGGGGGUGUUGUCAGGGAUGAUUGUGGGAAGUGGGAUCAACUGGGCUGCAGACGAGGGCUUGACGGAGCUGGUGAUGGAUGACGAGGAGGACGGGUGAGGGCGUGGGGAUAGGGCAGGAUAGAUAGAGGCGGAUGCAUGGUGCAGGCGCGGGGGGCAGGGACAGGCCGAAGUGUGAUUGCUGUCGUGUUGAAAUGGAAGCUGGGCCAGAUGCGUGCCACCAA
Bipolaris maydis ATCC 48331 is the source of this 892-nucleotide messenger RNA. The record is from RefSeq and is a predicted model, not a curated record. NCBI's taxonomy places the organism in Eukaryota, Fungi, Ascomycota, Dothideomycetes, Pleosporales, Pleosporaceae.